This is a messenger RNA of Clonostachys rhizophaga, 1332 nucleotides long. Lineage: Eukaryota; Fungi; Ascomycota; Sordariomycetes; Hypocreales; Bionectriaceae. The record is from the annotation of a GenBank genome assembly.
AUGGCCGAGACGCAAGGCGAAUCCGGGAGUUCUCCGCUCGAAGUGGCCAUCAUAGGUGGUGGAAUGACGGGUUUAGCGCUUGCAGUUGGCCUGCUCAAGCGGGACGUAAACUUCACUCUCUAUGAACGCGCCAACAACUUUGGUGAGCUUGGUGUUGGCAUUCAUUUUACUCCCAACGCCGAGCGUGCAAUGGCGGCCCUCGACCCCCGGGUUUUACAAAGCUACGUGGAAAUAGCAACUCAUGCUGAGGGCGGCUUCUUAACUUUCGUUGACGGAUUUCACGAGGAGAAAGGGGCGGACCCCGUGACAUCCACGGAAGAGACAAUGUUUCAGCUUCACGUUGGGGACGGUUACAAAGCCUGUCGUCGGUGUGAUUUCGUUGAUCAGCUUGUCAAACAUAUCUCGCCGGAAAAGGUUCGUUAUCAGAAAUGGUUACAGUCUAUCGAUGUUGAAGAGGGCAGAUCUAUUUUGACAUUCAGGGACGGUUCCAAAGCUCAGGCAGAUAUUGUGGUCGGAUGCGAUGGGAUUCGAUCUAAAGUCCGUGAAGCAAUGUUUGGCUCUGCCAAUUCCAGUCCCAAAGCACAAUACUCACAUCAGCUUGGAUUUCGCGGUCUGGUCCCCAUGGAUAAAGCCUUAGCUGCCGUAGGCCCCAGCAAGACGUCAAACGCGCUUGGCCAUCUCGGACCGGGAGGGUUUGUCUUGACCAUUCCGCUCUCUGGAGUGAACGCGAUGCAUGUCGAGGCAUUUGUAAUGGAUUCACAGCCCUGGCCGGAGAUCAAAACGGAAAACGAUACUCAGAGAUACGUCUUACCAGCGACAAGAGACGAAGUAGUUGCUGCCUUCAAGGAUUUUGGUCCUACAGUUCAAACAUAUGUGUCAUUACUCCCCGAAAAACUGGAUAAAUGGGCGGUUUUCGACAUGCUUGAUGCCCCAGCACCAUCAUUCUCCAAGGGUCGGAUGUGCCUCGCCGGGGACGCGGCACAUGCAUCUACACCAAAUCAGGGAGCCGGUGCCGGUGCUGGAAUGGAAGAUGCCCUGGUACUUGCAGAGGUACUGGCAGCUGUGGCAAAUCUGCCGCACGUGGAUGAGGGUGCCGUUAACGCGGCUUUAGGGGUAUACAGUGAGAUGCGUCACGAACGAUGUCAGUGGCUUGUGGCUAGCAGCAGGAGGGUGGCAGAGCUCUUCACAUGGAAGGAUCCGCAAUAUGGUCACAACAAAGACAAGAUCAGGUGUGAAAUAGAAGAACGGAGCCAUGUUUUAUGGGAUUAUGAUACAGACGGUAUGGUCAAGGAGACAAUAGCCAAGUUUGAAACCAAACUUAAACGUAUGUAG